AUGGGUUUAGUUGAUAAACCUAUAAUUGUUGAUGGGAAAGAUCAUCUAUUGGGACGGUUGGCAUCAGUUGUUGCCAAACAGCUUCUCCUUGGUCAGAAAAUUGUUAUUGUGCGAUGCGAAGAUAUUGCCAUUUCUGGUAAUUUUCAUCGUUCCAAACUAAAGUUUAUGAGCUUUCUGCGUAAGCGAUGCAACGUUAAACCGGCGCGUGGUCCGUACCACUUCCGUGCACCAAGCCGUAUAUUUUGGCGAACUGUUCGUGGUAUGUUACCACACAAAACACAUCGCGGAAAGGCAGCACUGCUUCGUUUGAAAGCGUUCGAUGGUAUUCCACAACCUUAUGAUCGAGUUAAACGACAGGUACAUCCCGCAGCUUUGCGACAUUUGGCACUGAAACCACGAAGGAAGUAUUGCACAGUUGGACGUCUCGCGCAUGAGGUGGGCUGGCAGUAUCGUGAUAUAGUUGCAAAGCUGGAAGCCAAAAGAAAAGUUAAAAGUGCGGCAUUUUAUCAGCAUAAAAAGAUGAAAUCGAAAUUAUUCGCAGAGGCAUUGAAAUCAGAUAUUCGGUCGAACUAUAAGAAUAUGCUAGCGGAAAUUAGCAGUUUGUUGAAUGAAAAGCAGUACAAUAUUAUUGUGAUCAAAUGCGAAGACCUGAGCUCACCUGCUUUCUUGCAACUGUGCAUUGUUGAUUAUGCGAUGAAGAAGGAUGUGAAAGUCGUCUGUGUAUCGGCAAUACGAAAUAUGCUAGCUUUUAAGGCGAUGGCAAGUAAAGUAAUGAUACGACUAUCAGAAAAGCUGAAGUUUUUGUCAGUGGGCGAGCUCCUCCCCAAUGGUUUUAUUAGUGAUAAUGAUAACACGUUUUUCGCAUGCAUUUUGAAGGAAAUUAGUAAGCAUAUUGAAGAGGAGGAUAAAGAAAUAUUCAUCAUAUUUGACAGUUUCACGGUGUUCCAUGAUUUCACUAACACCGUUUCACAUAUUCCUGCAUUUAUGCGGCACCUGCAACAAUUCAAUAAGGAUUUAAAAAUCAAAUUGGUAGUAACUUUUCAAUCGAAGGACCAGAUUUCGAAUAUUAUUCUCCAUGAAAGUGAUAUUGUUAUCAGGAUAAAACGUAUUGGAAAUGGUUUUGCCAAAGACAUCACAGGACAGUUAUAUGUGAUGGAGCGCAGUGGUGAAGCGCCGUUUGCAGAAAAUAUUUUCAACUAUCAUUUGAGCGAUCGGUCUGCACGACUUUUUCCUCCCGGAAUGUCAAGGCCGAAAUUAUGA
Molecule: messenger RNA, 1260 nt
Organism: Brugia malayi
Lineage: Eukaryota; Metazoa; Nematoda; Chromadorea; Rhabditida; Onchocercidae
Gene: Bma-rpl-16
Exons: 7
Coding region: 1-1260 (419 amino acids)
Biological process (GO): translation; negative regulation of translation
Cellular component (GO): cytosolic large ribosomal subunit; ribosome
Molecular function (GO): mRNA binding; structural constituent of ribosome
Source: RefSeq, a predicted model, not a curated record